Messenger RNA from Cetraspora pellucida, 337 nucleotides. Lineage: Eukaryota; Fungi; Glomeromycota; Glomeromycetes; Diversisporales; Gigasporaceae. The record is from the annotation of a GenBank genome assembly.
AUGGUAACUGCUACAGAACAUCUUGCCAAAAACCCCAAGUAUAAAUCAGAUUUUUAUGUUAGUGGUAGAAAACUUUUUUGUAAAGUAUGUCAAGUUAUAGUAAACUAUGAAAAAAAGUCCACGAUUGAUAAUUAUCUAAAGUCGGAUAAGCAUACAUCUAACUCUAACAAACCUGUACAAUCAACCUUGCUCCAAGUUGGAAUUAAAUUUUUUAAACAAAGUGAUGAUAUUAAAGAAACAUUUAUCAAAGAUUUUCUUCAAAUAAUGGUUCAAGUUGAUAUAUCUAUUGAAAAGGCAGAUUAUUUUAAAUCAUUUUUAAUGAAAUAUUGCAAAAAUG